Messenger RNA from Nothobranchius furzeri (turquoise killifish), 2949 nucleotides. RefSeq names its product dopamine receptor D2a (gene drd2a). Gene Ontology annotation, cellular component: glutamatergic synapse; presynaptic membrane; plasma membrane. Gene Ontology annotation, molecular function: G protein-coupled receptor activity; dopamine neurotransmitter receptor activity, coupled via Gi/Go. The record is from RefSeq and is a predicted model, not a curated record. NCBI's taxonomy places the organism in Eukaryota, Metazoa, Chordata, Actinopteri, Cyprinodontiformes, Nothobranchiidae. Gene Ontology annotation, biological process: phospholipase C-activating dopamine receptor signaling pathway; regulation of dopamine secretion; negative regulation of voltage-gated calcium channel activity.
UCAAACAGAUGUAACUCCGCCUUGUGUUUCCACGGUUCUUAACAGCCACCGCGUCUUGCGCCUCCACCAGUACCGAAGGUAACUCCUUCGCGUGCGUAAAGCUCCUGGACACCAUGAGGACGUCGCGCACUGAAUCACUUCUUCAAACAUCUACAGACUAACAGAAAACACAAAUAUUAUUUUGUUUUAGUAGGCAAGACGGGAAACGAAGAAGUAUUUCAGGUGAAUUUGUGCACAUUUUGGCUUCUGCCGUGCGUAUUUCCGCUUGAACUGAUGCCUCACACUCGAGCCGCUGCGCGAUUCGAUUAUUUUCUGAAGAGUAAAUAAUGUGCAAAGAAAAUAAAGGAUCCAGAGGGAGCUAACUGUGGACUCAUUGGGAUUUAAUGGUCGGUGCCCUCAAAAACAAAGAUUCAGUCAAACUUAUGGCGUGAAGGGCCCCUCCCUGGCCUUCAUCACUCACAGCUAAUGGAUGUCCUUACCCAGUAUGGCUACAAUGACAGUUUCUAUGAGAACGGAACAUGGAGCUACAACGAAACAGAACAGGAGCAGAGGCGUCCGUACAACUACUACGCCAUGCUUCUCACUCUUCUCAUCUUUGUCAUUGUAUUUGGCAAUGUGCUGGUGUGUAUGGCAGUGUCCAGGGAAAAGGCUCUGCAGACCACCACCAACUACCUGAUCGUCAGCCUGGCUGUCGCUGACCUUCUGGUGGCCACGCUGGUGAUGCCCUGGGUGGUCUAUCUAGAGGUAGUGGGAGAGUGGCGCUUUAGCAAGAUCCACUGUGACAUCUUUGUCACUCUCGAUGUGAUGAUGUGUACGGCGAGCAUCCUCAAUCUUUGUGCCAUCAGCAUUGAUCGAUAUACAGCAGUUGCCAUGCCGAUGCUGUACAACACACGCUACAGUUCCAAGAAACGAGUCACUGUAAUGAUCUCUGUGGUCUGGGUGCUGUCUUUUGCCAUUUCGUGUCCCCUGUUGUUCGGCCUAAAUAACACAGCUACUCGUGAUGAGACUCUCUGUGUGAUCGCCAAUCCAGCCUUUGUGGUGUACUCCUCCAUCGUGUCCUUCUACGUGCCCUUUAUCAUCACCUUGCUGGUUUAUGUGCAAAUUUAUGUGGUCCUGAGGAAGCGCAGGAAACGUGUGAACACCAAGCCAAAGCGUCGCGUCUGUCAGCCUGCUGAAACGGACGUAGCCACUUCGCUGAAGGACAAGUGCACUCAUCCAGAGGAUGUGAGGUUGUGUACCAUGAUUGUUAAAUCUAAUGGAAGUCUACCCAUGAACAAGAAGAAAGUGAUUUUUAUCAAAGAUGCGGCCACUGAGGGGGAAGAUUUGGAGCUAGAUGAGCUGAACAACAGUGGCAGCAGCCAGAAGCAGAAACAUCAGGCACAGGGUGUUCUUGGAGACACUCCGGCCACCAGCCACCAGCAGCUAAUGCCUGACAAGGCCAAUGCUAGCCCCACCUCCACACCUCCCACACCUCCUGAGGAGGGCCACAAAGCGGAGAAGAAUGGCGAGCCCAAGGAGGCUCUGUCAGAGCCAGCGCCUGUUAUAGCCAAAACCUUCCAGACGCAAGCCUUACCUAAUGGCAAGACUCAGACUUCUGUUAAAACCAUGAGCAAGAGAAAGAUCUCCCAGCAGAAGGAGAAGAAAGCUACUCAGAUGUUAGCCAUUGUUCUUGGUGUAUUCAUCAUUUGUUGGCUGCCAUUUUUCAUCACACAUAUCCUGAACACCCACUGCACCAAAUGCAAAGUUCCCGCUGAGAUGUAUAACGCGUUCACUUGGCUGGGCUACGUGAACAGCGCUGUAAAUCCCAUCAUAUACACCACCUUUAAUAUCGAGUUCAGGAAGGCGUUCAUUAAGAUCCUGCACUGCUGAGCUGCUGCAUCUCUUACUGAUCUGACUGGAGGAGAAGUGAAAACUAAAAAGGGUUAGGCCAUCUCUUCUGGCAAAUACCUCAUCCUGUUCAGGAAAAAAUGCACCACAUGGGAAAACUGCAAUCGGAGUUUUAAGAAACAAAGAGAAAAGAAGAAGAAAAACAGCAGAGUGUCUCCUUGGAAGGCAUGUUGGCUCUGUGUGUGAAUUGUUUGAGGAGUUGUGCUCUCCAAAUAACUGAAUGUAAAACAAGAAAAGUCUGUAACAAUGUGGAAGAAAAAAAAGUAACAUUGUUCUCCGAAGUCAUUGUGCUUGUUACGUAAGGAGCCAUCUGUGUAUAACUACACACAUGCAAGUUGCAAACUGAUUUUCUGUGUGUGUGUGUGUGCGUGCGUGCGUGCGUGCGUGCGUGUGUGUGUGUGUGUGUGUGUGUGUGUCUGUCAAUUUUAUGUUUUAAUGAUUAUGAAAAAACUUCUGGAAAUCCCAAAAAUAUCACAUCAGUGUUCAUUGCAGUGUUAAUCAGCUCUCUCACUGAGGGGAAUGUGUGUCGAAGAGAAGAUUAACUUUCUGUAAAAUGUGACGAUGCCAAUAUCUGCAGUUUUGCAGUUUUAUAAAUUAAGCUCUUAUCAUUAUUAUUUUGUUUGCUGUAAUGUACAUAGUUUUAAAACACAGUAACUGUGAUUAUAUGCCUGCAAUGGAAAUGUGAUGCAUGCUACACCACUCCUCUAUUUGACUUUUCAUAAAAAAAUUUUAAAAAUGUAUGUACAAAAUACCAAAAGAAUUCCCAAAAAAUAAAAUACCCAUGUUAAGUUCCACAUAGCAAUGUUUACAAUAUAUGAUUUAUUAAUUACUUGUCACUGAUAUGAUAAAUGUUGGUGCUAACAAGCGUGUUUCUGCAGUGGAACUGUUUCAAAGCAAACUAAUGACCUACCUGUGGAGUUUGCUGCCUCCAGGUUUAAAUAUUACGAUGUGUGAACCUCCUGAAGCUUCUCCCGAGGCCUUUUACAUGCAAGACUGAGGUAAAUUUGGUAAAAAGAAAAAAAAAAGGAAAAAUAUCCUGAAAUAAAAGCUCCAAGCAGUAAA